Panicum hallii is the source of this 1087-nucleotide messenger RNA. Its product is annotated as MADS-box transcription factor 25-like. The record is from RefSeq and is a predicted model, not a curated record. NCBI's taxonomy places the organism in Eukaryota, Viridiplantae, Streptophyta, Magnoliopsida, Poales, Poaceae. Gene Ontology annotation, cellular component: nucleus. Gene Ontology annotation, molecular function: protein dimerization activity; DNA-binding transcription factor activity, RNA polymerase II-specific; RNA polymerase II cis-regulatory region sequence-specific DNA binding. The transcript is spliced from 8 exons. Gene Ontology annotation, biological process: positive regulation of transcription by RNA polymerase II. Bases 29 to 721 code for a protein of 230 amino acids.
AGAGAAAGAGAGAGAGAGAGAGGUGAAUAUGGGGAGAGGGAAGAUCGCGAUCCAAAGGAUCGACAACAGGACCAACCGGCAGGUGACCUUCUCCAAGCGGCGCAACGGGCUCAUGAAGAAGGCCCGGGAGCUUGCCAUCCUCUGCGAUGCCGAUGUCGGUCUCAUCGUCUUCUCCUGCACCGGCCGCCUCUACGAGUUCACCAGUUCCAGCAUGAAAUCGAUAAUUGAACGCUACCAGGAGGCAAGAGAGGACAAUAAUUGUCGGCUGUUAAAUCCAAUCUCUGAGGCAAAGUUUUGGCAGAUGGAGGUUGCAACGCUCAGGCAGCAAGUGCAGAACUUACAAAACAAUAAUCGUAAACUAAUGGGAGAGGAACUCUCUGGCUUGGCAAUUAGAGACUUGCAGUUUCUUCAGAGCCAAAUUGAAAUGAGUUUGCAGUCCAUCAGAAAGAAAAAGGAACAGCUUUUAACGGAGGAGAUCAUGCAACUCAACAAAAAGGGAAUCGUCCUUCAAAAGGAGAAUGUUGAACUUAAAAAGGAGGUCAGCAGUGCUCAUCAGCACAAAUUAGAGUUACAGAAGAAGCUCUCUGGGGAAAGCACAUCAGGUGAUUGUGAUAGAGCAAGUGGAAGCGGCUCUGAUAAAGUUCCUGGUAGAUCAAUUGCACAUGAUGCAUCUGAACAUAUUAGCCUUGCCUUGAGCAUAGAAGGACAUGCAGAUGAAUAACAACUGUGCACAAAGUCAACCACUACUGCAAAGUAAGAGAGAUGUCAUGAGACAUAUAAUAAGGAGCCAUUCCAGAGGACAAAGCUUGGCCCUUCAUCGGUGCUGUUUGUGUGGGAAACUUCAAAACCUAAAUUUUAUACUACUUAUUUUUAUACAAUUUUGGCUUAUUAGGUAAAGUACAACAAAACAGUAUGGGCAAGAUUAUUAGGUACAGUGGAACUUUUUGUUUAAUAUUGGUUUACAAGAAGGGCGUAGAGAAGGUCACACUGAUAGUCACAUUGUCUGUAAUGUAUCAAGUAUCCAAACUCAAGGUGGAUGGGUUUAAAUCAUAUCCUCCUUGAUCCACUAAGUCGUUUCCCUAUAUUA